CUCAAGAAGCGCCUCACGCAGAGCUUCGACCAGGAGCGGUUCAAGAUCUUGCCGCUGCAUUCGCAGGUGUCCGCUGCCGAGCAGCAGGAGAUCUUCGAGCCAGCAAAGCUGGGUACACGCAAGAUCGUGCUCACAACGAACAUCGCGGAGGCCUCUAUUACUGUGGAGGGCACCGAGUUCGUUAUAGACUCGGGACGUGCAAAGGAAGUGAGCUACGACCCCUACCUGAAGGUGGGCACGCUGACCACCUCGUGGAUCUCGCAGGCCUCGGCGAAGCAGCGCGCGGGGCGGGCGGGGACCCAGGGCGGCCUGUGCUUCCACCUCUUCUGCCGGGAGCGGUUCGACAAGAUCGACGAGUUCCUGGCCCCGGAGCUGCUGCGGAGCCCGCUGGAGGACUCCGCCCUGACGGCGAAGCUCAUGCUGAUGCAGAUGGGCUCGAAGGAGAAGGUGUCGUCCUUCCUGGCGAAGGCGCCGAGCCCCCCCGAGAAGAUCGCCAUCGACAACUCCAUCCAGCUGCUGGUGGAGCUGGGCGCCUUCACGGGGGCCGAGCAGCUGACGGCGCUGGGCGAGCACCUCACCAGGGUUCGCAUGUGGCCCCCUACCAUCCCCCCGCGGCUCGCGAAGACGGUGCUCUGGUCCAUCCUGCUCGGCUGCCUCGACGACGCCCUGUGCGUGGUCAGCGCCGCGGGCGGCUUCGUGCGCGACCCCUUCCGCACGGUGGGCAUGUCCCACGACGACGCGCGGGAGCUGAAGCGGAAGCUGGCCGCCCCGCACAACUCAGACCACGCGUGCCUCCUCAAGGCGGUGACUGGCUACCAGGACGCCAGCAACCAGCAGGGCUUCUGCGACCAGUGGAAGCUCGCGAUCCAGACCAUGCGGCAGAUCCGCGACCAGCAGGCCAAGCUCUACACCGAGCUGCACGAGAACAAGUCGGAGACCUUCGCGAACCGCAACCGGGGCAACUUCCGGCUGCUGGUGGCCGUGCUGUGCGCGGGCAUCUUCCCGAACAUCGCUCGGCGGCGCGGCACCUCGGACUUCUACGAGGCGCAGGAGGGCAAGGUCGAGUGCAAGCCGCACGGGUCCUCGGCCUACCAGCCGGAGGAGCCCGACGAGUGGGUGUUCUUCCAGGAGACCCCUGUCGCAGAUGGAGAGCAUGUUCAAACUGAAGCUCGUCACGCCCGUGCCCUCCCUGGCGCUCCUGCUGCUUGGAGGUGA
Messenger RNA from Prorocentrum cordatum, 1215 nucleotides. The record is from the annotation of a GenBank genome assembly. NCBI's taxonomy places the organism in Eukaryota, Dinophyceae, Prorocentrales, Prorocentraceae.